Messenger RNA from Peromyscus eremicus (cactus mouse), 888 nucleotides. Its product is annotated as keratin-associated protein 10-2-like. The coding region runs from base 1 to 888 and encodes 295 amino acids. Lineage: Eukaryota; Metazoa; Chordata; Mammalia; Rodentia; Cricetidae. Gene Ontology annotation, cellular component: keratin filament. The record is from RefSeq and is a predicted model, not a curated record. The transcript has 2 exons.
AUGGCCACCUCCACCAUGUCUGUCUGCUCUGGGCCCUGCACUGAGUCCUCCUGGCAGAUAGAGGACUGCCCAGAGAGCUGCUGUGAGCCUACCUGCUGUGCCCCCAGCUGCUGCCAGCCCAGCUGCUGCCAGCCCAGCUGCUGCCAGCCCAGCUGUUGUGUCCCCAGCUGCUGCCAGCCCAGCUGCUGUGCCCCAGCUUCCUGCCUGACCCUCAUCUGCACCCCAGUGAGCUGUGUGUCCAGUUCCUGCUGCCAAUCUGCCUGCAACAGCUGCUGCACACCCUCAUGCUGCCAGCAGUCUAGCUGCCAGCCAGCUUGCUGCACCUGCUCCCCCUGCCAACAGUCCUGCUGUGUGCCUGUCUGCUGCAAGCCUGUGUGCUGCAAGCCUGUCUGCUGCACACCCAUCUGCUCUGGAUCCUCCUCAUGCUGCCAGCAGUCUAGCUGCCAGCCCUCCUCUUGUUGCACCUGCUCCCCCUGUCAGCCAUCCUGCUGCAAGCCUGUCUGCUGCAAGCCUGUCUGCUGCAAGCCUGUCUGCUGCACACCCAUCUGCUCUGGAUCUUCCUCAUGCUGCCAGCAGUCUAGCUGCCAGCCCUCCUGCUGUCAAUCCUCCUGCUGUGUGCCUGUCUGCUGCAAGCCUGUCUGCUGCAAGCCUGUCUGCUGCAAGCCUGUCUGCUGCAAGCCUGUCUGCUGCAAGCCCUGCUCCAGUGUGUCCCUGCUCUGCCGCCCUGUGUGCAGACCUGCCUGCUGUGUGCCCACCUCCUCCUGCUGUGCCUCCUCCUGCCAGCCCAGCUGCUGCAAGCCCUGCUCCAGUGUGUCCCUGCUCUGCAGCCCUGCCUGCUCCCGCCAGGCCUGCUGUGGCCUCUCCUCGGGCCAGAAGUCCAGCUGCUGA